AUGUCCUUGGAGACGGUGAGGGUGGUGGUCCGCUGUAGACCCAGUAAUAGCCGCGAGAAGGACCUGAACUGUAAGGUGGUGGUGUCUAUGGACGCUGCUCGCGGCCAGUGCUUCAUCCAGAAACCUGGGGUCCUCGGAGAGCCGCCCAAACAGUUCACUUUCGACGGUGUAUAUUACAUAGAAAGCACCACGGAGCAACUGUACAACGAAAUCGCCUAUCCGCUGGUGGAGGGUGUCACUGAAGGCUACAAUGGAACAAUAUUUGCCUAUGGACAGACAGGAAGUGGGAAGUCAUUCACCAUGCAAGGCAUUUCUCAUCCAACAUCGCAACGAGGAGUUAUUCCCAGGGCUUUUGAACAUAUAUUUGAGAGUAUCCAGUGUACAGAAAAUACAAAGUUCCUGGUGAGGGCUUCAUAUUUGGAAAUUUACAAUGAAGAGAUCAGAGACCUUUUGGGCAAAGACACCAAGCAGAAGCUGGAGCUCAAGGAGCAUCCAGAGAAGGGCAUUUAUGUGAAGGACCUUUCCAUGCAUACUGUGCACAGUGUCUCAGAGUGUGAGAAAAUCAUGGAUAUUGGCUGGGGCAAUCGAGCUGUGGGAUAUACCCUCAUGAACAAAGACUCAUCACGUUCACAUUCUAUAUUCACCAUUCACUUGGAGAUGUGCUCAAUAGAUGAUAAAGGGAAAGACCGCAUCCGUGUGGGAAAGUUAAACCUGGUGGAUUUGGCAGGUAGUGAGAGACAGGCAAAAACUGGAGCAACUGGAGAUCGACUAAAAGAGGCUACGAAAAUUAACCUGUCACUGUCAGCACUUGGGAAUGUAAUUUCUGCACUCGUGGAUGGAAGAUCAAAACACAUUCCAUACCGUGACUCCAAACUGACACGAAUGUUACAGGAUUCCCUUGGAGGAAACACCAAAACUCUGAUGGUGGCAUGUCUGUCUCCUGCAGACAAUAAUUACGAUGAAAGUCUUAGCACUUUACGAUAUGCCAACAGGGCAAAGAACAUCAAAAACAAACCAAGAAUUAAUGAAGAUCCAAAGGAUGCUUUACUCCGAGAAUAUCAGGAGGAGAUUAAACAGCUGAAGGCACUACUAGCUGGGCAGCUCGGGAAUGAUAAUUUAUCUAAUUAUCUAAAUAAAGUGCAAGUGGGUAGAAGUCAAACAACCGUUCAAACCCCUCAGAACACCAUUGUUCGUACUGAGAUAGAAAUUGAAAAAGAAAAUAUGAGACAGUUCGUGAUCUCGUUACCACACAAUCUGGAAACAAUCCAGGAUGGUCUUUCUGCAACAUCUCUGUUGAAUGCACCUACACAAGCUCUGCAACUACCUUGGAAAAGCAGGGAGAUUCCGAAUGGAAAUUUAUUUGAAACUGUCAUCAGUAUUAACAGUGAUUACCUGACAGGCAACAAGCUACCAGAAUACGAGCAGAAAUUAUCAAAGAUUAAAGCAGAUUAUGAAGCAGAGCAAAAGUCCAAUGUUAAGCUGCAAGAAGAUAUUGAAAAACUAAGAAGUUCUUAUGAAAUGAAGCUGGCAUGCAUUGAGGCUCUUGAUAAGGCCACAGGUAACAACCACAAGAGCAUAGUACCAGUACAAAAACAGAAAUGUAUCUCUGUCUCCUCAGAUGCACCUGAAUUUGAAGAAAGAGCUUUUGCCCAGGAGAUAACUCAGCCAUUUAAUGUUGAAUUAGCGGAUGUGAGUGAAAUAGAACAGAAACUAGAUAUUGCCAUGUUAAUUGAAGUAGAGCCUGAAAUAGUGAUGCAGGACAGCAGCAAGAAAGUUACACUGAUUAGUGAAGAGCAAAGUUCUCCAUUAGAUCUGCAACAGCUCAAGGAAGAAAUCAUCGCUGAAUGUUCUCCACCUGGUUCAUCACCCACCACCUUAGAUCAGGAGGAAGUACUUGCAAGGCUGAAAAUGUUGGAAAAUGAGGUUGUAGGUGGAGAACAGGCCAAAAAUACAGAGCUGAAGGAGAAACGGAAACGACGGAAAACGUAUGCAGAUGAACGAAAGAAUCAACUUGCAGAAGCACUGAAGCACACAGACAGAGAUGAUCCAGCUAUCUUGAUCAAUGUGUACGAAUCUAUUCAGGAUGAAGUUCGAGCAAAAAGCAAAAAUAUAGAAAACCUGCAGAGAAAGCUCAAAGUUGCAGAGAUAGAAAUCUCUGAUCUCCAAUCUGAAUUUGAAUUUGAGCGCAUUGACUACCUGUCCACUAUAAGGAAGCAGGAACGGGAAAACAUUCUGCUGCAGCAAGUCCUGGAAAGAAUCCAGCCAUUAAUCCGGCGUGAGUGUAACUACAGUAAUAUUGACAAAAUAAAGCGGGAAAGUGUUUGGGAUGAAGAAAAUGGUUGCUGGAAAUUACCAGAAACAGUUCUUCAAAAGAUCACUCUUCCUUCUGUACCACACCCAGGUCUGAUUAUACCAUUCUUUCUGUGAUAAGGAAGAAAUAUGUUUUCAAAUAUUAUUACUGAUUAUUAGGAGGAAGACCGUUACAGGCAAAUGCUGAACCGCAGUGAUAGUGAAAAUAUUGCCAACAAUUACUUCAGGUCAAAGCGUGCCAGUCAGAUCCUGAAUACAGACUCUGCAAGAAGUCUCUUGCACAACCCCACAUCUGUGCAUAACGUAUCUCUUAACAAUGGAUCUUCUUCCCAUGCUGUCUCCAACCUGAACACAGUGUCUCCAACCCAGCCUCCUGAAAUGCCAACACCAAGACCAUUCCGUUUGGAAUCACUGGAACUUCGUGUGCCCUCUGCCAAAACCAAACGCAAGAAAAACAAAAGUAGUUCUUUCAUGGACAUUGCCUGAUGUGCGACUGUUUCAAUAAAUUGUUUUUAAAGGCAUUUGUUGUAUUCUUCCCUUCCCCUCCUGCUCUUACUGCUCCAAACACCAAGCCUGGCCAA
Molecule: messenger RNA, 2891 nt
Organism: Carcharodon carcharias (great white shark)
Lineage: Eukaryota; Metazoa; Chordata; Chondrichthyes; Lamniformes; Lamnidae
Gene: kif17
Product: kinesin family member 17
Exons: 16
Biological process (GO): microtubule-based movement
Molecular function (GO): ATP binding; microtubule binding; microtubule motor activity
Source: RefSeq, a predicted model, not a curated record